AUGACGGAUGAGGUGUCCUCCUACUACUGUGACUUCGUCUCCACUUGUACAUUGUCUUCGUCAUCAGCGAUAUAUGUCAGUCUAGGCAUACACAUUCCAUCUUCUGUCCCAGAGCUCAAGGACGCCAGCCCGGGUGUACGCUUUGCGAUGGCGUCUGUCUAUAUCUAUCUCGACGACAACAGCUCACCCAGGACCAUGAAAAGCAUACAUCGCUCCUCCAAGCGCAGGGACCUGAACCCUGAAAACCGGACUGGGCACAAUCUUCUGCGAGACCCUGCUUAUUGGUUGGAGUUGCAAGCCUCGCGCCAUCCGAUUGUGGUUCGAUCCGCCGCCGGACCCCUGGUCGCUCGGAAGGCUGCGGCUGAGCCCCAUCUUGUACCUUGA
Molecule: messenger RNA, 384 nt
Organism: Aspergillus calidoustus
Lineage: Eukaryota; Fungi; Ascomycota; Eurotiomycetes; Eurotiales; Aspergillaceae
Source: the annotation of a GenBank genome assembly